AUGACACGCGGGGACGACGACAACCCAGCUGGAUCGAUCGGAAGCAAGAACGAGAUGGCGAUCGGGUCCGAGGCGAUCGAAUUACAUCCUUUGGACUCGUCUCCGAAGGUAUCGAAAGAGUCUCGAGACGAGCACAUCGUACUCAACGAGUCUCGUAGCCAUGACAAAGAUACCGACGACCUCUUGUUGGACUAUGACGAGACCGAAUUGUUCUCGCCCGGAGUAGAGAAACCUAGAGGUAGCGGGGACGGAGGGCUGAGAAGGGCGGUGGAAUGGAGAUGGAUGGGAGCGCUCUUCUGGUUGAUGUUCCUCGCAGGCUGGAGCGACGCAUCAACAGGACCCCUCCUACUCCGAAUUCAGUCACACUACCAACUCUCUUACCCGAUUGUCUCCCUCGUCUUUGUCUGCGCGUUCACAGGAUUUGCUUUGGCCGCCGGGGUGAACGUCUGGGUAGAGACGAGGUGGGGAUUCGGGAAGGCUGUUGGCGUGGCGGCUAUCUGUCAGACCCUAGCGUUCUCCAUACAAGCGACCAAACCCCCCUUUCCCAUGUUCCUCCUCUCUUUCAUCCCCAACGGCCUAGGGAUGGGUCUCCAAGACGCCAACGCCAACGCUUUUACUACCCGCUUGCCCUCCCCCUCGCAGAAAAUGUCUCUCCUCCAUGCGGUCUACGGCCUAGGUGCUUUUGUCACGCCUUUGAUUGGGACUCAGUUUGCGAGGGAGGGGAUGAGGGGGAGGUGGCAAGGGUUUUAUCUGUGUUCGGUAUUGGUAGGGUUGAUCGAUGUCGGGUUACUUUGGGGAGUCUUUCGAGGAAAGAGAGAGGAGCGAUUAUUCGAGGAGCAAGGAUAUGAGCCGGAUGAGAGGGACGAAGGAUCGGGUGGGAAGUACGUCUUGGCCGAGCAAGAAGAGAUUGAGGACGACGAGUCUCGCCGAAACUUGAUCAUUACCCCGUCACCACAACCGAAGUCGGAUCCUUCCUCAUCGGAAUCCUCAGCCAAACUCCGCCGGAUCCUGACCACCCCAUUCGUACACGUAGUCGCCCUGUUCACCUGGAUCUACGUCGGUAUCGAAGUGACCAUCGGCGGAUGGGCAGUAACCUACCUCAUCCAAGUCCGAGGAGCAGGUGAAGACGCCGGAUACGCCUCUUCAGGCUUUUUCGGGGGUUUGAUGAUUGGGAGGGUAGUACAGAUAUGGGUAUCGACGUGGUUGAGCGAGCAGAUGGCGGUGUUGCUUUACACGGGUACAGCAGGGGUUUUGAUUAUAGUCAUCUGGCACGUACCGAGUGUCAUGGUGAACGCCGUCGCCUACGCUAUCACAGGGCUCGUCCUCGGUCCCAUAUACCCCAUCAUGAUGAACGCCACAGCGGCCUCCUUGGACCCAGACUUGGCGGGUGGUGCUAUCGGGUACAUUGCCGCGCUGGGGCAAUGUGGGUCGGCCUUAUUUCCUUGGAUGACAGGCGCUUUGGCUGGCAGUUAUGGGGUCUGGGCGUUGCAGCCGCUCUUGUUGGCGAUGAUCCUCCUCGAAGGUGGAUUAUGGGCCGUGGUAGUCAGGAUGAGCCGGGACAAGUGGAAGAGCCCGCACAAUUUCUAAAGACUUGAUGCUCGGAUCGAGGUUAUGAACAAGAACCUGGACACGGACGAUAUGGCAAACAAACGCAGGGCU
This is a messenger RNA of Filobasidium floriforme, 1659 nucleotides long. Its product is annotated as major facilitator superfamily domain-containing protein. Gene Ontology annotation, biological process: transmembrane transport. The transcript has 7 exons. Gene Ontology annotation, cellular component: membrane. The coding region runs from base 1 to 1587 and encodes 528 amino acids. The record is from RefSeq and is a predicted model, not a curated record. NCBI's taxonomy places the organism in Eukaryota, Fungi, Basidiomycota, Tremellomycetes, Filobasidiales, Filobasidiaceae. Gene Ontology annotation, molecular function: transmembrane transporter activity.